This is a messenger RNA of Magnolia sinica, 607 nucleotides long. RefSeq names its product probable histone H2A.1. Gene Ontology annotation, cellular component: nucleosome. The transcript has 2 exons. Gene Ontology annotation, molecular function: protein heterodimerization activity; structural constituent of chromatin; DNA binding. Bases 54 to 485 code for a protein of 143 amino acids. The record is from RefSeq and is a predicted model, not a curated record. Lineage: Eukaryota; Viridiplantae; Streptophyta; Magnoliopsida; Magnoliales; Magnoliaceae.
CUUGUUUGAAAAAAUUCCAGUCGAGAGAGAGAGAGAAAGUGCAAGAGGGAGAAAUGGAGGCAGCUAAGACAACGAAGUCUGCUGGAGGAAGGAAAGGCUCUGCAAGACGCAAGGCCGUCUCGAAAUCUGUCAAGGCCGGGCUUCAAUUCCCUGUUGGAAGGAUUGCUAGGUUCUUGAAGAAAGGAAGAUAUGCAAGGAGGCUUGGAACCGGCGCUCCCAUCUACUUAGCUGCUGUUCUUGAGUAUCUAGCCGCAGAGGUUUUGGAGCUUGCUGGAAAUGCUGCAAGAGACAACAAGAAGACUCGGAUCAUCCCAAGGCAUGUUCUCCUGGCUAUUAGAAAUGAUGAUGAGCUUGGGAAGCUGUUGGCUGGUGUGACUAUUGCUCAUGGUGGUGUUCUUCCCAACAUUCAUUCAGUUCUUCUUCCCAAGAAAUCUGAGAAAGCUAAGGAUAGUAUUGAAGCAACCAAAUCCCCAAAGAAGGCUUGAAUCAGAUGAUCUGAAUCUGUUACUCUUUUUUAUUUAGUGUAUAUUUGUCUUUAUGAGAUUCACAAAAAUGGGGGAUUUUGUGUUUUGAAGAAAGAAGUAGAACAAAGUUUCGUUUUUUUCCA